Agelaius phoeniceus (red-winged blackbird) is the source of this 1114-nucleotide messenger RNA. It is a transcript of the gene CLIC5, whose product is annotated as chloride intracellular channel 5. NCBI's taxonomy places the organism in Eukaryota, Metazoa, Chordata, Aves, Passeriformes, Icteridae. The record is from RefSeq and is a predicted model, not a curated record.
CUCUGACAGAUGAGGAUACUGUACCAGAGCACAGCAGCACUUGUUGCUCAGAAGAACUACCGUAACAGGGACUGCUCCUCUGCUGCCUGCCUUUUCUUAAUUAUUGUUAAUUUAGCUGCCUGCAAACUUGUUUACUCCAGUGCUUUCGAGCUUUAUCACUACAAGUGAUGUUUUAACAGCUUUGUGGGAGCGGUUCAGAAGGGAAACUCGCACGGCCGUGCAGUUGAAACCUCCUUUUGCCACUUAAUAUCAAGAGAUCAGCUGGUAGCCUUGGGGGUGAAAAAUGACAGACUCUAUUGCUGCUAAUGGGGAAGGAAAGGACCCUGAAAUUGAGCUCUUUGUGAAGGCUGGUAUAGAUGGAGAAAGCAUUGGGAACUGCCCAUUCUCCCAGCGUCUCUUCAUGAUCCUGUGGCUCAAAGGAGUUGUGUUCAAUGUCACCACUGUUGAUCUGAAAAGAAAGCCAGCUGACCUGCACAAUCUGGCUCCUGGGACCCACCCACCUUUCCUGACAUUUAAUGGAGAAGUCAAGACAGAUGUUAACAAGAUUGAGGAAUUCUUGGAAGAGAUUCUUGCACCUCCAAAGUACCCCAAGCUGGCUGCUAAGCACCGGGAAUCAAACACUGCUGGAAUCGAUAUCUUUUCCAAAUUUUCUGCAUACAUCAAAAACACCAAGCAGCAGGAUAAUGCUGCACUUGAAAGGGGUUUAGUGAAGGCUCUGAAGAAGCUGGAUGACUACCUGAGAACUCCCCUGCCAGAGGAGAUUGAUGCAGACAGCACUGAAGAGGAAAAAGUGUCUAAACGCAAGUUUCUGGAUGGAGAUGACCUGACACUUGCUGACUGCAACCUUCUGCCCAAGCUCCACGUUGUGAAGAUUGUUGCAAAGAAAUACCGCAACUUCGAGUUCCCGGCGGAGAUGACGGGGCUGUGGCGGUACCUGAAGAACGCGUACAGCAGGGAUGAGUUCACCAACACCUGUGCAGCAGACAAAGAAAUCGAGCAAGCCUACGCAGAUGUGGCCAAGAGGCUCAGCAAGUCCUAACUGCCCCCAGCCAUGGCGCAGUAUCCCCUCUUACAGACUCUGCUCCUUGUUGCCUUAACAUGUACUUUAUCGUUA